Messenger RNA from Spodoptera litura, 2544 nucleotides. It is a transcript of the gene ash2, whose product is annotated as set1/Ash2 histone methyltransferase complex subunit ASH2. Gene Ontology annotation, cellular component: Set1C/COMPASS complex. Gene Ontology annotation, molecular function: transcription cis-regulatory region binding; protein binding. Lineage: Eukaryota; Metazoa; Arthropoda; Insecta; Lepidoptera; Noctuidae. The record is from RefSeq and is a predicted model, not a curated record.
UCUUGAUGCUUGAUCGUUGUUGUUCUUGCAUGCAUCUUGCAGUCCAAAUUUAUUUAUUUUAGAAAGUUUACGUAGUUUUAAUCGUAAAAUGUGAGUAAUUGUCACAUUUUCAAUUGCUAGAUUUGUUUAUUAUUGAAAAAUGUCGUCAAAUAGUACGGAUUCAUUCAAGAAGUCGACGGAGUCGGAAAGUGGAUCCAACAAUGCUCACCAUCAAAGCGAAUCUCAAAAGCCGGGAGAAAAUGCAGACAGAAACAAGUCGAAUAAAACCUCUAAUGAAUCUCAAGGGAACUGUUACUGCGGGAAAGAUCGAAAUCUAAAUAUUGCAGAGUUGCUGUGUGCUUCUUGUAAUCGAUGGUUUCAUGAAUCUUGCAUUGGUUACCAGCUUGGCAAGUUGGUACCGUUCAUGACAAACUAUUUGUUUAUUUGCAAGAACUGCUCUCCGACUGGACUGGAAACAUUUAAAAAGAAUCAAGCUCCAUUCCCGCAGAUGUGUCUGACAGCCAUUGCAAACUUGCGUCAGGAGUCAGCAAAGGAAGGCACCAACAGACUCCUGUUCAGCAAAGACCGGGAGAUCAUACCGUACAUAGACCAGUAUUGGGAAGCUAUGACCACCAUGCCAAGAAGAGUGACCCAAUCCUGGUAUGCAACAGUUCAGAGAGCACUUAUAAAAGACAUUCAAGUGCUGUUUACUUAUGAAGAAGACGCUAAUCAAGGUCCUAUGUUUGGCUUGUACAAUAUGGAACUAACAGCUAUCAAGCCUAAUUACGAAGCUAUGAUCAAGCAAGGGCAGCUAAAAGUUACUGAUAUGGGAAUAGCUACAAUUCCGUUGGCAGGUAAUGUGAAGGGUAGACAGGGGAAGCGCCGGCCGGCUGUGGGCGGGGCUACUGACACAGGUGCUACAGUCGGAAAGAAGGGUCGCACUGCUGACUUAGGCGCUUUGAAGCUACCUUCACAUGGCUACCCUACAGAACAUCCAUUCAACAAAGAUGGCUACCGUUAUAUUCUGGCUGAACCUGAUCCACAUGCACCUUUUAGACAGGAGUUCGAUGAGAGCAACGAAUGGAGUGGCAAACCGAUCCCCGGUUGGUUGUACCGGUCACUAUGUCCUGGUAUAGUACUACUGGCACUGCACGACCGCGCGCCGCAGCUCAAGAUAUCCGAGGACAGACUCGCGGUCACUGGGGAUAGAGGAUACUGCAUGGUGCGAGCGACACAUGGUGUAUCUCGCGGCAGUUGGUACUGGGAGGUGUGUGUGGAGGAGAUGCCGGAGGGCGCGGCCACUCGGCUCGGCUGGGGACGACGGUAUGCCAACCUGCAAGCACCGCUAGGAUACGACAAGUUCGGGUAUUCAUGGCGUAGUCGGAAGGGGACUAGGUUUCACGAGUCUAGAGGCAAGCACUACAGCAAUGGGUACGGCGAGGGCGACACGCUAGGUUUCCUUAUUGUUUUGCCACAGAGUGCCACCACUAAAUAUACGCCCAAUACUUAUAAGGACAGGCCACUAGUAAAGUUCAAGAGCCAUCUCUAUUACGAAGAUAAGGAUAACAUACAAGAAUCUCUAAACAAUCUCAAACCUUUACCUGGGAGUAAGAUCUAUUACUUCAAGAACGGAGAAUGUCAGGGCGAAGCAUUCCUGGACAUUUACGAAGGCUGCUACUAUCCUACUGUGUCACUGUUUAGGAAUGUCACGGUCAGCGUGAACUUUGGACCUAAUUUUAAACAUGCACCGUCUAGCGAGUUUACGUAUAGACCGAUGUCAGAAAAAGCAGAAGAAGCUAUCUGCGAGCAGACCAUGGCAGACUUGCUCUACCUGACUGAAAAUGAGGGCAAGCUACGAUUGGAUAAUUUCAACCUCUGAUACAACUAACACCGUUAAUCGCGGUGUGAAAUGAAUGAAUGAAAUGAGUGCAGUGAAAGUGAUCAAAGUGAACUAUUUGAAACCCACUGUACAACAUUGUACUCCAAGACAAUACUAAUUAAUAUACAAAUAAAAAUGAUUAUAAUCAAUCAGUAUUUAAGGCUCAAAAAAGUUUGCUAGCUUUUUGCCAUUGUAAAAUUAGGCCUCUAAGAUUAUAAAUUCUUUAGACAAUUAAAUGUAAAUCAAGUAACAAAAUUAUUGAACAAAAUGUUGAUCAAAAAAAUAUUUUUAGGAGAAAAACAUAUUAAUAUUAUACAAUUUAUCCUAUAAAAUUAUAAUGUGAAGUACAAUAUUUUGCCAUUAAAAUUAUGGUGCAUUCAACAUGUUAUGAAUUGAUAUCUCGAAUUUUAAUAUUGUAAAUCAUUCUUGAAAUAUUGUUUAUCCUUUAAAAGUACAUGAUGUACAGUUUUCAAAUAAUAUCAUUGUUGUUAAUUGGAAUGGCUAGUAUUGUAAGAAACUGAAUGUGUAUGAUAAGUUGAACAUGGAGUUAAGUUGUAUUAAAUGAGUAUUACAUAAUUGCAUUAAUAUUUGUAUGGAAUUGUCAUCUACAAUAGUAAUAUUGAUCUGUUGAAAGUCCAAUUAGAAUUAUAAGAAAUGGUAUUAAGAAUAAAGCUUUUGUCGUCAUA